Menidia menidia (Atlantic silverside) is the source of this 1071-nucleotide messenger RNA. Lineage: Eukaryota; Metazoa; Chordata; Actinopteri; Atheriniformes; Atherinopsidae. The record is from the annotation of a GenBank genome assembly.
CUGGGUUUUCUACUCUGCAUUUCCCGAUCUACACACAACAAAAUGGAAAGUGUGGCUUACUCGGCUAAUUGCUCAGGGGACACAGAGCUCUUGUCUCGGAGAGGUUUCACAAUACUGGCCAUUAUCAUGGGUGUGUUCUCUGUGGCAGGGAUCAUCUUCAAUGUCCUGGUGAUCGUGGUAACAGUGAGACACAGAAAGCUCAGGCAGCCACUCAGCUAUGCCCUCGUCAACCUCGCUGUGUGUGACCUGGGCUGUGCUGUGUUUGGAGGCCUUCCCACCACACUGAAUAGUUCAUUGGGCUCCUUCAGCCUGGGACGAUCUGGCUGUGUGUUGGGGGGCUUUGCGGUUUCCUUUUUUGGUAUUGCAGGACUCUGCACAAUAGCCGUUAUUUCUGUUGAACGCUACAUAGUGGUGUGUUAUCCCAUGGGUGCCGUUCUGUUCCAGACCAGUCAUGCAGUUGCGGGAGUGGUUCUGUCCUGGGUGUGGUCAUUUGUGUGGAACACGCCACCUCUGUUUGGUUGGGGGAGUUAUGAUUUAGAAGGGGUCAAAAUUUCCUGUGCUCCCAAGUGGACCAGCCGUGACAUGGGAAACAAGUCCUACAUGAUCAUAUACUUUUCUCUGUGCUUUGCCGUGCCCUUCAUCACCAUCAUUGUGUCCUACACCCGACUUUUAUGGACCCUUCGUCAGGUCACUAAACUGCAGGUGUCGGAGGGUGGAAGCACUAGUCAUGUGGAGAUGCAGGUUGUACGGAUGGUAGUGGUGAUGGUGGUGGCCUUUCUGGUCUGUUGGCUGCCUUAUGCUGCAAUGGCACUCGCAGUCAUCAUAGACUCCAGUCUUUAUGUGGACCCCAUUCUUGCUACCUUGCCAGUUUUUUUUGCCAAAAGCAGCACCGUCUACAAUCCCAUCAUAUAUAUUUUCAUGAACAGACAGUUUCGCAGCUAUGCUGUUCCCACGCUUCUGUGUGGGUGGAACCCAUGGCCCUCAGACCCACAAAUAUCAGGGUGUGAGACCACUGUCGCUUCCAUUAACAGGUGCAAAAAAAUCUCAUUGGAAGAAUCUUUAAAAGAAUAA